AUGCUCCUACAACAGCAGCCACAACUGAUACAACUCUAUGCUGCAGCUCCUACAACAGCAGCCACACACAGCUCCUACAAACAGCAGAAGCCACAACUGAUCAGAAGCCACAAGCUUCUUACAACAGUUCCUACAACAGUAGAAACCACAGCUGAUGCUCUUGCAUCAGCAGAAGCCACAACCCCUGCUCCUACAACAGUAAAAACCACAACCAAUGCUGCAACAACAGCAGAAGCCACAACUGAUGCCUCUAUAACAGCAGAGGCCACAACCCCUGCUCCUACAACAGUAAAAGCCACAACCGAUGCUGCUACAACAGCAGAAGCCACAACCGCUGCUCCUGCAACAGCCGAAGCCACAACCGCUACUCCUACAACAGCAGAAACCACAACUGAUGCUCCUACAACAGCAGAAGCCAGAACCCCUGCUCCUACAACAGCAGAAGCCAGAACCGCUGAUCCUACAACAGUAGAAGCCACAACUGAUGCUCCUAUAACAGCAGAAGCCACAACCCCUGCUCCUACAACAGAAGCCACAACCGAUGCUGCUUCAACAGCAGAAGCCACAACUGAUGCUCCUUCAACAGCAGAAGCUACAACAACUGCUGCUACAACAACAGAAGGCGCAACCGAUGGUCCUACAACGCCUGAAGAGACAAUAUCUGUUCAAGGAACAUCUGCUCUAAUAUCUACAUUAGUUCCGACAACUUAUGCAUCAACAGAACUUUCUCUUCCGACGACAACACCUGCCCCAAAAACACCUCUAACAACAAAAAUCGUUUUAACAACAUCUGAGGCUACAACAUCUGCUACAACUUCAGCUACAGAAUCACCUUUGACCACAACUGUUCCAACAACAGAUCCUCCAACGAGAGAUUCCCCUCUUGCCACAACAACCCCCGACACCGCCACUCCAACAUCAGCUCCAACCACGGAACCGCCUGCAACAACAUCCCUCGCCGACCUGCUCAACGCCCUGGACCAGUACAACGAUGAGCUCGCCAACAUCACCAGCGACAACAGCACCGAUAUGCUAGACGCGGCCCUCGAAGCCCUGUACGACCUGCUCGAAGUCCUGAACUCGUCCUCGACCACGACGCGCUUCGUUUUGAGAAAUAUUGAAAUCGAAGGCUGCCAGGAGAACUCAACAGUAAUAAAAGGCAAAGUUUUCGACGUCGUAAAACAGAUUGUUGACGAACUCCGCGACACAGUCCUUCAAGACCCAGGCAGAGCGAAUGCGGAGAUAAUUCAGUGCCUCGAGGAGAAGAUAUACGAACUGGCCGGCAACAUGCGCAGACUCAAAUUAAGCGAGCAGGAAAAGGCCAUCCUUAAGUGCCACGUUACCAAUGCCAUAAAUGUACUUCAGGAUUACAGAGACGGCGUUCCAAGCAGCGACUAUGAAAUACAAGAAUGUUAGUGACUUACCUGAUGGCCUCCUGGAGGAAAGAGGGCAAGUAAAGGCCGAAGAAUUACAACGCAAUUACAAGCUAAGCAGAACUUUGUUAUCACAAUUAUAUAUCAACAUUGAACCCUGGAAGCUAUUUACCUUCUGCAUAUUAUUCAACAUACUAAAAUGAUAAUAUGUAAAACUGAGGGAAGAAAAUGAAAAUAAUCCAACAAGAAAAAGAGAGAAAGGAAAAGAGUGAGAGAAGAAAAACAUUGUAUAAAAUUCUGAAAUAAUAAUCAAAAUGUGGAAAGAUCAGGAAGAAAGAAAAAGAGAAAAUGUGAAUGAAUAUAAAGGAAAUAAAAGAAAUAAGAACUGGCAUGACAAAUUACAUUAUCACUAGUUGCUAUCAUUAUUAUACCUUUCACUUUUAUUACGAUUAUUAAAGCAAUAAAUGUUACUGUUGCUGUCAUUAUUUAUUAUAACUAUUAUUACCAUCAAUAUUAUCAUUAUUAGCAAUUUUAUUAUUUCGGAUAUUACUGAUAACUAUCAUAGUUAUGAGUAUUAUCAUUAGUUCUGUCAUUGUCAUUGAUAUUAUUACUAUUAUAAAUAUCAUCAUAACAUUUAUGAGGAUUGACAAUUAUCAUGCGAGCACUACCACAGAUUUAAAACACACACACGAACACUGACACUCACACACACAUACAAAUCUAUGUUCUUUAAAAAAAUUCUAAAUAUUUAAUAAUGAAAAUGUUUUGUUUUAUAUAUGCUGACAUCAAAUUGGUAACUGCUUCCAUCGAAUAAAAUAUCAUAAAAGUGAAAA
This is a messenger RNA of Penaeus vannamei (Pacific white shrimp), 2206 nucleotides long. NCBI's taxonomy places the organism in Eukaryota, Metazoa, Arthropoda, Malacostraca, Decapoda, Penaeidae. The record is from RefSeq and is a predicted model, not a curated record.